This is a messenger RNA of Encephalitozoon hellem ATCC 50504, 798 nucleotides long. RefSeq lists its product as uncharacterized. The record is from RefSeq and is a predicted model, not a curated record. Bases 1 to 798 code for a protein of 265 amino acids. NCBI's taxonomy places the organism in Eukaryota, Fungi, Microsporidia, Unikaryonidae. The transcript has a single exon.
AUGGUUUCUGACUCUAUAGCAGUACCGUCCAUGCACAUAGUCCUUGCUGCCAUGGUUCUUUUGUUGGACUUCCUAUUCCUGCUAUUCACAAUCCAGAGGUCUCUGUACUUCUUUGGAAAGAGUGCGAGGAGAAGGCUGGAGAGUAUAAGAGUCAAAUUGGCGCCUGGAGGCAGAAGUGAGCUCUAUCUAGUAGACUGCAUGUCCUGUGCAGACCUUAUCUAUCUUCCAGGAAACUUCGUGGCCGUAGAAGAGCAUAUAGAGUUCUGUAAGUACAUGUCGAAGAUGCUUGAAUGCAAUGUGGUCUCGAUGGUAUACAGAGGAGUAGCAGGAAAUCAGCACUCCCCCUCGGAAAAAGGGAUAAUCGAAGAUCUGUCUCCAAUCUCUCAGUGGAUAUCAAGAAGAAGCACCCGGAAGGUUGUGCUGGGGUUUUCCAUAGGAUCGGCUGUGGGAGUCCGUCUGGCUGAAAGGUGCCACGUCGAUGCCCUGGUUCUAGUGAAUCCGUUUGUUUCAUUGAGAGAAGUAGUGGGCAACAUUCUGUUUGGCAAAGUUCUGAAACAUCUUGUGGUGGAUGAAUGGGAUAAUGCAAGUAGAAUGAAAGGCAUUGAUGCGCCUGUCCACUUUAUUGUUUCCUCCUCCGACGAGAUAGUUCCCCCAUCCCAUGCAGAUGAGCUCAUCAAGAGAACAAGAAACCCGAGAAAGAUUGUGAUUCCCGGCGCAGACCAUAACGAGCCCAUGCGAAACUUCACGGCGCAUCUAUACCCUGUGGUGGAUAAGAUUCUAAUGGAAAGAUAUCACUAG